Cuscuta europaea is the source of this 1755-nucleotide messenger RNA. Lineage: Eukaryota; Viridiplantae; Streptophyta; Magnoliopsida; Solanales; Convolvulaceae. The record is from the annotation of a GenBank genome assembly.
AAACGUGGUCGUGGUAUUGGUCGUUAUAAUGGACCUAGCCGGGGAAACAAACAGAGUAGUAGCUCUUACAAAGGCAAGGGAAAUCAAAACCCCCAUCAAACAAGAGGCCCGACGAAAUCUUCAGAAAAGGCUAAAGUCACUUGUUUUAAAUGUGGCACGUCAGGACAUUGGGCAAAUAAGUGUCGCACACCUACACAUUUGGUUGACUUAUAUAAAUCAUCUCUAAAAGGAAAGAAUGUGGAAACUAAUUACGUCAACGAAAACGUUCCACCAAUGCCCACAUUUAAUAUGUCUGAUUUCUAUAUGGAUAAUAAUGAGAUGAACACUGACAUCGUCAUGGGUGAAAAAUAAUAAUAAUAAAAAUGAAAUUAUUCUGUUAUGUAAUAUAUUCUACAAUAAAAGUUUGUUGUAUUGUAAUUUUUAUUUGAUAUGCUUGUUUCGGUUGUAAAAGUUAUGUACAUUUUAAUGAAUAAAUUCUUGUUUAUAUUGCAAUAUUGAACUAAUAUUUGUUCAUUUUUAUCUUUUUAAAGAUAUGGAGUUAACUGAAAUUUCUCCAAAUGGCUUUGAACAAUGUUUAAUAGACAGUGCCACAACGCACACCAUUUUGAGACAUAGAGAUUAUUUUUCUCAUAUGACAUUAGUUGAUGCUAAUGUCAAUACAAUCUCAGGUGUUGCUAAACUCAUUGAAGGUUCUGGAAUAGCCUGUGUAAUUCUCCCAAAAGGGACAAAAUUAAUAAUUAAAGACGCUUUAUACUCCAGUAAAUCACGGAGAAAUCUUUUGAGUUUCAAAGAUAUGCGUCUAAAUGGUUUUCACAUUGAAACCAUGUCUGAAAAUCAAAAGGAAUAUUUAUGUCUAACGACAAAUAGAUCUGGCAAUAAAUACAUUUCAGAAAAAAUGCCAGCAUAUUCCUCCGGACUAUAUUAUACAUAUAUCAGUCCAAUUGAGAUAAAUGUGGUAUCUAAAAUUAAUGACCACAAUUCCUUUAUCUUGUGGCAUGACCGUUUAGGUCAUCCAGGCAGCACUAUGAUGCAUAAAAUUAUUCAAAAUUCACUUGGCCAUUCAUUAAAUAAUGUCAAAAUUCCACAAUCAAGUGAUUUCUCAUGCACAGCCUGUUCUCUUGGCAAAUUAAUUAUCAGGCCAUCUUUAUACAAAAUUGGAGUUGAAUCUCCUGCAUUUUUAGAAAGAAUUCAAGGAGAUAUUUGUGGGCCAAUUGCCCCUCCGUGUGGACCCUUUCGAUACUUUAUGGUGCUCAUUGAUGCAUCAACACGUUGGUCACACGUCAGUCUUUUAUCGACUAGAAAUUUUGCAUUUGCAAAUCUCCUUGCUCAAAUUAUUCGUUUGAGAUCACAAUUUCCGGAUUUUUCAAUAAAGAAAAUCCGACUUGAUAAUGCAGGGGAAUUUACAUCCCAAUCUUUUAAUGACUAUUGCAUGUCAAUUGGGAUUGAUGUGGAACAUCCAGUUCCACAUGUGCAUACACAAAAUGGUCUUGCUGAAUCCUUAAUUAAGCGAUUACAAUUAAUUGCUAGACCAUUAUUGAUGAAAUCCAGAUUACCAUCAUCUGCAUGGGGAUAUGCUAUAAUGCAUGCUGCAAAUUUAAUUAGGCUCAGGCCAACUGCAUAUCAUAAAUUUUCCCCAUUGCAAUUAAUAUCUGGUAAAGAACCAAAUAUAUCACACAUAAAAAUAUUUGGUUGUUCUGUGUAUGUACCAAUUGCUCCACCUUAUCGUACUAAAAUGGGUCCUCAAAGAAGGCUGGG